This is a messenger RNA of Malania oleifera, 1709 nucleotides long. RefSeq lists its product as uncharacterized. The transcript is spliced from 3 exons. The record is from RefSeq and is a predicted model, not a curated record. NCBI's taxonomy places the organism in Eukaryota, Viridiplantae, Streptophyta, Magnoliopsida, Santalales, Ximeniaceae. The coding region runs from base 422 to 1393 and encodes 323 amino acids.
GCGUACCUACCCGUUAACCCAUCUCGGAUUUUAUUCCGAAAAGAGAAUGUGCGCGUCCUCAGCUUCAUCCCUCUGCAGACUUGAAUUUUGCUAAAAGCCAUCCGCGAUCACCCCCACGAGACGACGCACGACCUCCGGCGCCACCGUCCGUACGAAUUUCCCCAUCCAUUAUCCAAAGCGUCAUUCUCAGUCCGUUUAAUUAAAUGCUUUUUUCCUCACAGCCUGUCUUCGAAACCACGCAAACCUCGUCCUUACCUGUUUCUUUGUUCUUAGGUUUCUUGCUAGACUAGAAACUCGAAUUCUCUUGAAUUCCUUAAGUUCUCAGUAGCUGUUUUUUGGAAUUUUUUAGAAUUUUCAGUCUGAUUCCCGUUUUCUUCACUUUCUUGCAUUUUCUUGCAUUAUUUUCUGUGUCUCGGGUACUAUGGGGAAUUGCUUCGACAAAUUGACGGCGGAGAUCGCGCCCUCCGACGUCAUCAAGGGCUCUCCCGUCGUCCGGUUGUGCGGAUCGCCGACCAGCACCGUCACCUGCUACGUCCGAUUCGGUCUGCUCUACAAGCCUGUCUCUGUGCACUUCGUACCCGCUGAGGAACCGGAUCACGGGUCGGGCGACCCGGUGAUCCGAUUCGGAUCCGAGACGGUUUCGGGACCGCCCGAGAGGCUGAUCCGGUACAUCGACUCAAAGUUCCCGGACCCGCCGUUGCUGAACGGGGUGCCGGGGGACGAAAAGACGCCGUUGGCGGUGCGGGUGGCGAGGCUGCAGCACAGGAGCAUGACGUGGCACGUGGAGAGGCUGGUGAGGUGGGCGGAGGACCUGGCUGCGCGUGGCGGGGGGGCGGCGGCGGUGGAUCCGGCGGUGGGGAGUCUGCGGAUGGAGGUGAAGAAGUUCGGGCGGAGCUACGGGCAACUGUUGGAGGUGAUGCUGGAGCACGCCCAGAUGGAGGAACGGGUCGUCUUCCCACUGUUGGAGUCGGCUGAUCCAGGGUUAUGUAAAGCAGCAAAUGAGUACCAUGCCAGGGACCUACCCAUCAUGAAUGGCAUCAAAGAAGAUAUCAAAUCCAUAGGAGUUCUGGACACAGGGACUCCCUCCUACCAAGAAGCCCUCUUCAAUCUUCACAAUAGACUCAAAACAUUACAGCAAUACUGCAAAGAACACUUUGAUGAGGAGGAAAGGAAGCUACUUCCAUGCGUGGAGGCAGUGGAGGUGAGCAGAGAGCAGCACGGGAGGGUCUUCGAGCGGUGCUUAGAGGUAAUGGAGGGCACCCACUCUGGCCUCUUCCCCUUUCUCAUUGAAGGUCUCCUCCCUCGGGAAGCAAUGCAGUACUUGGAUUUGAUCAUCACCCAAUGCAGCAACAAAGAGCGAGUGGCAUCCAUGCUUCGAGCUGUCACUAAGUAAGAGAACAUCGAAAACAACCCUCGACCCAUUAUACCAUUUCCUCUCUGUUGAUUCUUUUUCCUUUUGAGCUGUAACAAAUUGUGGUAUAGUUCUGAUCUUGUGUGCGUGGUUGUUCUCUUGACUCGUGGAAAGUGGAAACUUAGCUGAAAAGGCUGCAGAGAAAUAGGGGAAAUUGAGAUAGAGAAGAAUGAUAGAUACAUGAUAGGGUACAUAUAUGUAACUGUGAUUUUGAAAUAAGAAACCCUGUUGAUGACAGUUUUAAGAGCUACGGUCAGUGAUCUGGCUAAAGCAAAAUAGCUGGUUGCUUGAUUUGGAA